AUGCUGCAAGAAACCAAACAAAGUUUCUUACUUGUCUCAAUAGAAAAAGGAUUCAAUUCCACCAAGAGUGAGGCGAAAAGUUGCUUCGUCGAUUACUUGCCAGAAAGGUUGGUUCUUCUUCGACGAAACCAACCGGAGCUGAACAAUCUAAGGCACUACAAUCAUAUAUUGCGUCGGUGGAUUUGGGUUGGUGAAUUUACAGAUUCAGAGAGAGAAUUACGUGAGGUUUAUGAACUCAAUUGCAAUUUCGACUCUGAAUUUGGAUUUGGAUUCGAAUUUGGGUUUGGAUUCCGAUUCAUUUUUGGAAGAGAGAUUUGGGGAUUUGAUCAAGUUGUUCAGAAGUGCAGAGGGCAAAGGCUGAUAGUUCAGAAGGAAGAGCUCCAAGCAAAGAAAACCGAGGACGUUGAUGGGAUAAACGACGAGUUUUCUAUUGCUCCAAUGACUGGUCCUGUGAGUUCUCUUCCUCUUUCGCUCACAAAUCUUACUAAGGUUGUCGAGCUUGAUCUCUUCCGAAACAGUACAACUGGUGAACUUGACCAGCGAUUUUUCCCAAACAGGUCAAGUUCGGGUACAACUGGCAUGUUUUGUCUCCAAAGGCUACUCCUCCAAGAUACUUUGCUUGGUGGGCAACUUCCAUCACAGUUGGGGAAUUUGAAGCAUUUCACUAUUCUAGCACUAGAUAACAACAAGUUUUUGGGUCAAAUUCCAACAUCUUUGGGUAACUUGAUCAACAUAUCCUACUUACACCUCAACCAAAACCAAUUUUCCAGCCAAAUUCCCAGAAAUUUUGGUAACUUGAGCAAGUUAACUGAUCUGAGCCUAUUUGCAAAUCAGUUAUCUGGUUCAGUAUCGAAAGAAAUAGGAAAUCUUUCAUCGCUUGUAGCUCUCCAUUUUACACAGAACAAGUUCACUGGCCACUUGCCUCAGCAAGUUUGUCAAGGUCACAAGCUUGUGACCUUCACAGCAGCCUACAAUUUUUUCACCAGUCCUAUCCCGAUAAGCCUCAGAAACUACACAACCUUAUUUAGAGUUCGGCUUGAAUAUAACCAACUAACCGGUGAUCUAGACCGUGAUUUUGGAGUGUACCCAAACCUCAAUUACAUUGACUUGAGCCACAACCAACUGCAAGGGAAGCUCUCACCCAAAUGGGCACAAUGUCGAAAUGUGACACUCUUGAAAAUUGCCGGGAAUAUGAUUGGAGGUGAAAUCCCAGAUACAAUUGUUGAAUUGGACCAAAUAGUUGUGUUUGAUCUUUCCUCAAAUCAAUUUUCUGGGAAAAUACCAACACAAGUGGAAAAAUUGUCUAAAUUGUCCUCCUUAAGCCUGAAAGAUAACAGAAUUAUGGGUCAAAUACCUUCAGGAAUUGGGGGACUAACCAAUCUUGCAUAUCUUCACCUCUCAAUCAGCAUCCUAAGUGGUUCAAUUCCAGAUCAAAUAGGGGACUGCUUACGAUUGCAAUUCUUGAGUUUGAGCAAGAAUCGGUUAAAUGGUGGCAUCCCAUUGGGGAUUGGUAAUCUUGUUGGAUUACAAACUUUACUUGAUCUGAGUUACAACUCACUUUCUGCAGAGAUAACACCUCAACUUGGGAAGCUUACAAGUCUAGAAAGUUUGAACCUCUCGCACAACAUUUUCUCUGGUUCCAUACCCAACGCCAUAGGUGAAAUGAUCAGCGUCUCUGCCAUUGACUUGUCUUUCAAUGAUCUUGUGGGUCCUCUUCCUAAUGGAAAGGCCUUUAAAUUGUCUGCUCCACAGGCCUUUGUUAAUAACAAAAAUUUAUGUGGCGAAGUCCAAGUCACCUCUGUUUUGGGUUCGUUGUUUUUGAUGCUUUUGGUUUUUGGGAUUACUACACUUUACAAGCAAGGAAACCGGAGGAAUCUGAAAGAAGAUGAAUCCCCUCUUCAGCGAGAAAAUAUAUUUUCAGUGUGGAAUUUUGAUGGGAAAAUUUUGUAUAAAGACAUAAUCACUGCAACAGAAGAUUUCAAUGAUGUGUUCUGCAUUGGAGUUGGAGGAACAACGAGAGUUUACAAAGCGGAGUUACCAAGUGGCAAAUUAGUUGCAGUGAAAAGGCUGAGCUCGGCAAAGGAAAGCAUGGAAGUAGAAGACAUGGGUAGUUUUGCAAAUGAAAUCGCAACACUAGCAGAAAUAAGACAUCGGAACAUUGUGAAGCUCUAUGGAUUUUGUUGCCAUGAAAGGCACACAUUUUUGGUUUGUGAGCUCGUGGAAAGGGGAAGCUUGGAAAGUGUGCUAAGUAGUGAGAAAGAAGCAAAAGAGUUGGAUUGGAGUAAGAGAAUGAAAGUUGUUGAAGGGGUUGCUCAUGCUUUGUCUUACCUGCAUCAUAAUUGUGUGCUUCCGAUAAUUCACAGAGACAUAUCGAGUAGGAAUGUUUUGUUGACUGCAGAAUUGGAGGUUAAAGUCUCUGAUUUUGGCAUUGCAAGGUUUUUGAAGCCUGGUUCUUCAAAUUGGACCACAGUUACAGGCACAUAUGGAUACAUUGCUCCAGAAUUAUCAUAUACAAUGGCAAUGACAGAAAAAUGCGAUGUGUAUAGCUUCAGAGUAUUGGCACUAGAAGUUUUGAUGGGAUCGCAUCCGGGAACUCUCAUUUCAAAUCUAACCUCACUGGUGGAUCAAGGAAUACAACUUAAAGAUGUGUUAGAUCCUCGUCUUUCGCCUCCUACAACUCAAAAGCUUGUAGAUGAGCUAACAUCUAUUGUAAACCUAGCACUAUGGUGCUUACGUGCUGAUCCUAAAUCUCGCCCUACCGUGCAUGUUGCAUCUGAGUUGCUCGAAAUGCAUGCUGGUGAUGACUAG
Messenger RNA from Camellia sinensis, 2808 nucleotides. NCBI's taxonomy places the organism in Eukaryota, Viridiplantae, Streptophyta, Magnoliopsida, Ericales, Theaceae. The record is from RefSeq and is a predicted model, not a curated record.